AAGUCACAUCUCAAGCCCCCCAAGCAAGCACCGUCGGCGUGGCAAGUCUACUUCACUGAGGAAUUGCAGAAGAUGAAGCAGGAGUCGCCCGGCGAGAGGCUUAACGUCGCCCACGUUGCCAAGGACGCUGGCCAACGUUAUGCGGCGCUCCCUGAAGAGAAGAAAAAGGAAUUCCAGCGCAAGAGCCUCGAGGCCAAGGCUGAAUGGGAACGUGAGAUGGAAAAGUGGAAGCAGACAUUGACGCCCGAGGACAUCAAGCAAGAGAAUAUGUUCCGCACCGCACAACGCAAGGCCGGGAAGAGUCGCAAGGGAAAUCUGAAGGAUCCCAAUGCGCCCAAGAAACCGCUCAGUGCCUACUUUCUCUUCCUCCGAGCCAUUCGCGCCGACCCGGCACUCACCGAGUCGGUCUUUGAGGGCGAGCAGGAGACGACAAAGCAGAGCGUCUUGGCGGCAUCCAAGUGGCGCAGCCUGCCUGACUCGGAGAAGCAACCUUACCUCGAAAAGGCAGAAGCGGACAAGACCGAAUACGAGCGACUCCGUCGAGAAUACGAG
Messenger RNA from Acaromyces ingoldii, 552 nucleotides. RefSeq names its product HMG-box. The record is from RefSeq and is a predicted model, not a curated record. Lineage: Eukaryota; Fungi; Basidiomycota; Exobasidiomycetes; Exobasidiales; Cryptobasidiaceae. The transcript has a single exon. The annotation marks the transcript as partial.